CCGUCGCAACUAAGAUGGGCUGGGAAGGCGCGACGGGCCACCUCUACAUGACGGGCGACCUCGUCGACGACGGCGAUCGCGUCAAGCGCCACAUGCCCGUCCAAGGACGCAAGAUCAAGGCUCUCCAAGGCGGCUACAACGCGUCGCUGGCGCUUGUCGACGGCUGGGACCUCGCGUGGGUGACACCCCCGGUCUUUGAACUCGCCAAGCCGCAGCACGACGUCAAGAUCCACAUGCUCGCGUUCGGCGCCAAGCACACGCUUGGCCUCAGCCUCGACGGCCACCUCUACGCAUGGGGCGCGGGCGACAGCGGCCAGCUCGGCCUCGGAGGCGCCAUCACGAGCACCAAGUCGCCCCGCAAGCUGCGCGAGCUCCCGGGUCUUGCCUUCACGUCGAUUGCCUGCGGCGGGUACCACUCGGCGGCCGUGACGUCCACGGGCGCGCUCUACACGUGGGGCCGCAACCUCGAGGGGCAGCUGGGGCACGCGUCGUCGCUCUUUAGCACGAGCGACAAUGAAACUCAAAACGGCGUGUUUUUCCACCCCAAGCACGUGGACGCGUUUCUCAAGAAGCGCUGCAAGCACAUCGCUUGCGGUGACAAGUUCUCCAUCAUUCUCACCGACGCUGGCGACGUCUAUGCGUGCGGCGAAGGCCAAGUGGGUCAGCUCGGGCAAGGUACCGCCGCUUCGCAGUUUCUGCCUCUGCUCACGCUCCUCGGCGAUAAGGCCGACCCGUUCGCGCAAGUGGCGUGCGGCUGGGCCCAUGCGCUCGCGCUCACGGCGUCUGGUCGGCUCUUUGCGUGGGGCUUCAACCAGUACGGGCAGCUCGGGCUCGACGACACCAAAUCGCGCUUUUUCCCCGAAGAGCUGCCAGGCCUCCUCUUCAAGCACGUCUAUGCGGGUGGCAACUACGCGGCGGGCAUCUCAUCGGCCGGGCGACUGUAUGCGUGGGGGAAUGGCCGCCACGGCAAGCUCGGCCACGGCCACAACGAGAACGUCCCUCGUCCGCUCGUCGUCGACGCCGUCCAAGACACGUACGUUCAGUCGGUUGCGUGCGCGGCGCAUCACAUGAUCUUUUUUGCCCCGUCGUGGGUUGAGCACAUUCAGCCCACGUGUGGCGCCAUGUCGGGUGGCACGCAGCUGCGCAUCUUUGGCUCGGGCUUCUGGGCGACCGACGACUUGACCGUGCGCUUUGUACCGGUCACCGACGGCCGACUGGCGCGCGCCGCGCUUGCCUCGUACGACGCUGCGACCGGCACCAUUGCGUGCGAGGUGCCUCGCUUCGGCGUCCCCGGCGACUUUGCCGUCGAAGUGGCCAUGAACGGCAAGCAUUUCACGUCCAACGGCGUGCUCUUCAAGGUGUUUGUGCCGCCAACGAUCGUUUUUCUCUCGCACAAGGAGCUGCCGUUGCUCAACGAGACCAACGAGGUGGUGCGCGUGCAUUUACGCGGCGAGCGGCCCAAAGCCGCCGACAUCCCGGUUGUUCGAUGGGUGCCUCUGGACAGUCGGUGGCCACCCGUUCUUGUCGAAGGCGUCUGUGGCGAGAUCCCCAAGGCUGAAAGCGCGGGGGACGACGACGCCGAGGCGCUGGAAAACAAUGCCGACGACGACGACGACGACGACGAGCAUGAAAAAAUGUUCCAGCUCGCGUUUCCGUCGCCGUCGUUCCAAAUGAAUCAGUCCGAACUUGUUGCGUGCACGUCGUUCAACGGCGUCGACUUUAGCCCCGUGCGCAUCCACGACCCACGACCCCUUCCACAGCGGUCUCCCGGACCCUGA
Messenger RNA from Saprolegnia parasitica CBS 223.65, 1778 nucleotides. RefSeq lists its product as hypothetical. Lineage: Eukaryota; Oomycota; Saprolegniomycetes; Saprolegniales; Saprolegniaceae. The record is from RefSeq and is a predicted model, not a curated record. The transcript is spliced from 9 exons. The coding region runs from base 15 to 1778 and encodes 587 amino acids.